Molecule: messenger RNA, 810 nt
Organism: Adineta ricciae
Lineage: Eukaryota; Metazoa; Rotifera; Eurotatoria; Adinetida; Adinetidae
Source: the annotation of a GenBank genome assembly
AUGGUCUCCAAACUCAGUAGUUCGUCCGAUCCGAUCGAUCGGUAUAUUUUUGAACAUUCUAUUCGUUUAACUGAUGAACAAAAUGAGAUCAUUCAGUACACAUCAACUCUUCCAGGUCGGUUACCACACAUGCUCGGCUCCGUCGACGAAGCGCAGUUUUUUCAACUUAUUAUUCAAUCUAUGGAAUGCAAACGAUGCAUUGAAAUUGGAACAUUUACUGGUUAUACCGCAUUGGCUAUCGCAUCGGUUCUUCCAUCUGAUGGUCAUCUAUUCACGUGUGAUAUAGAUGAUCAAUAUAUUCGAAAAGAUAUCUGGAAGAAGACUGGUGUAGACGAGAAAAUCACUGUAAAACUUGGACCAGCGGUUGAUUCACUGAAAACCUUAUUGGAAGAAAAUGGUCCGGGAUCAUUUGAUUUCAUCUUUAUCGAUGCUGACAAAGUGAAUUACUUGGAAUAUUAUCAGUUAGCUGUAGAAUUAGUUCGUGUGAAUGGUUUGAUUGCAAUUGACAAUACACUUUGGGGUGGAAAAGUCAUCGAUGAAACAAAUACCAUUGCAGACUCAGUCACAUCCUGCGAAAAACAUAACAUCAUCACGACAAGUACACGUCAAUAUGAAUCAAGUUCGCCGGUUAUAUUACCUGGCGCCAUUUCUGCUCCCGGAUUCAAUACUUCAGCUGGUACUAUCGAUGACGACAGUAUUGUUAUCACUCUUCACGUGAAUAUCAGUUUGUGGAAAUAUACAACUAAUACUGUUGUUGUCAGAACGAAUGAAGUGCGUUGUUCUUUCAAUAUCAAACGAAUACGAAUUUAG